Molecule: messenger RNA, 1489 nt
Organism: Vigna umbellata (rice bean)
Lineage: Eukaryota; Viridiplantae; Streptophyta; Magnoliopsida; Fabales; Fabaceae
Source: RefSeq, a predicted model, not a curated record
UGAAUGUGUGUGGAAAAAUUCAUGAAAGUAGUAAAUGAAUGGCACCAGUCGAGUAUUUGAUAUGGCCUGCAACAAUGUUGGGUGCUUCAGUAUGUUUGUAUGUAUAAUUACUGCAAGGUAGAGAGCAGAUAGAUAAAUCAACAAGCUCUUUGCUCCAUGUGCCUCUCUUCACUCUCUCACACUUUUAUGGCUAAGUUUGGACUGUCCACAUUCUUGGUGCUUUUCAUGGUGCUGAGUGAUGCUGCGGUGAGAGGUCAAAAUGGGAAUGGGAGAGAAAUGGUGCCUGCCAUGUUCAUAUUUGGUGACUCUCUCAUUGACAAUGGCAACAACAAUAACCUUCCUUCCUUAGCUAAGGCCAACUAUUACCCUUAUGGCAUCGACUUCAAUGGAGGCCCUACUGGUCGCUUCUCAAAUGGCUACACCAUGGUUGAUGAAAUAGCUGAACUGCUUGGACUUCCCUUGAUUCCUGCAUACUCAGAAGCCUCAGGGAAUCAAGUGCUUCAUGGAGUAAACUAUGCUUCAGCUGCUGCCGGAAUUCUUGAUGCCACUGGCCGAAACUUUGUUGGGCGAAUACCAUUUGAUCAGCAACUAAGGAACUUUGAGAACACAUUAAAUCAAAUAACUGGGAAUCUUGGAGCAGACUAUAUGGCCACAGCGCUUGCACAAUGCCUAUUCUUCGUUGGAAUGGGCAGCAAUGACUACCUUAACAACUACCUUAUGCCUAAUUACCCCACCAGAAAUCAGUACAAUGGACAGCAAUAUGCUGAUCUCUUGGUUCAAACAUAUAGCCAGCAACUCACAAGGCUUUACAAUCUUGGAGCAAGGAAAUUUGUGAUUACUGGACUGGGGCAAAUGGGUUGUAUUCCAAGCAUUCUGGCUCAAAGCAUGAGUGGAACUUGCUCUGAAGAAGUGAAUUUGCUAGUGCAACCCUUCAAUGAAAAUUUGAAGACCGUGUUGGGCAAUUUCAAUGCUAAUCUACCUGGUGCCAGAUUCAUAUUCGUUGACUCUUCCCGCAUGUUCCAGGACAUCCUUCUCAAUGCUAGAUCUUACGGGUUUAGUGUUGUAAAUAGAGGGUGCUGUGGCAUUGGAAGAAAUAGAGGCCAAAUAACAUGUCUUCCAUUCCAAACUCCAUGCCCUAACAGAAAUCAGUAUGUGUUCUGGGAUGCAUUCCACCCAACAGAAGCAGCCAACAUUCUGAUGGGAAGAAUGGCUUUCAGUGGGAAUUCCAAUUUUGUCUAUCCUAUAAACAUAAGGCAGCUUGCUGAGCUAUGAAUUGAGCCUCUAUAGUUUGAAUCUUGCUGUGUCACUGUCACUCAUUACUAUAUGUGGAACAACAAAUUUAAUGAUCAAGUUUAUAUUUAGUAAUUACUAUAUGUGGAACGACAAAUUUGGUAUAGGGAAUGUACUGCUAUCUACAUUUACUAUCACAACUGUCAUAUGAAUUCGUGCUUAUCUUCUCUUUUUGUCUAUUUUUAUUAUAAUUUGGUAA